AUCCAGUCUGGAUCUUGUAGUCGUUUCAGAUUAUACACGUAAGACCUUGAUAAAUGCACUUGAAAAAUUUGAUUUGUGAAAUUGUCUUUGAUUAUGCAUACUAAAUUAGAGGUACACGCUGCUUUUUUAAAUGAUUCAAGAAUUGUGAAGGCUGUUAAAAACGUGCGGAAAAUUGUUCCUGUCUUCAAAAUGUGACGAAUGUGACUUAAAAAGAGAAAACUAAGUCAGACAUGGAACCUAACGAUAGUAUGAUGAACCAUUUUGAUUUGUCGUGUAAAUAUUGCUCUUUUUCAUGUAGUGGGGAAAACAUUGAAAUGCUUUGUAAACAUUUUGAAGAAUGUAGACACAUACUUGUAACGUGUUCUAAUGAGCAAUGUGGCUACACGGCCGAGAGACAUUUAAUGAAAGACCAUUCUGCAAUAUGUUCUUCAGCCAUUGUUAAUUGUCCUAACAUUAGAUGCAAUGACAAAAUAAAUCGAAUGGAAAUGAUUUCUCACAUGGAGAAGUGUCUGUUUAGGAUUGUUCCUUGUAAAAACAAGUUCAAUGGAUGUAAUACGUCAGUGGCAUACAUGGAUCUUGAGAAACAUCUGGAAACUUGUCCGUUUUAUUUCUGUGCUAUAUGUAACGAAUAUUUGAUGCUUGUAGAUCAAUCUGCUCAUAUAUGUGCUCUUGAAACAAUUAAAAGUCCUUGUUUGAACAAAGAAGAAUCUUUACGAAUGCCAUGUAAACGGCACCAUGAACUUCCGACCGUAAAUUUCAAGUGCAAGUUUUGCAAAUACACGGACGUGUGUCGUUCACAAGUAUUGCUGCACAUGGUAAAUAAAUGUAAAUACAAACAAAGAAAAUGUCUACUAUGUUGCGAUAUGGUUUUAUCAGCGGAAUGGGAUGAGCACCGUUUGUCAAAUUGUAACGCAACAGUACGAUGCACUGAAUGUAAACUCCGUGUAGAAAAAUCUUCAGAAACAGAACACCCAAAGGAAUGUAUUGGAAACAUCAAACGGACCACUUGUUUGAUUUGCAAAGAACUGGUAAAAACCGGUGAUAUUAAAUGUCGACAAGAUAUGGAUCGUCAACAUAAAAUGCACAAAGAUGUAACAGCUUUAAAGCAUAGCUGUAAACAUGACACAGAUCAAAAGCCAGUAAAGGUAAUCGUCCCGACAUCUAGACCAAAUAAUCAAGGAGAGUGUGAGUCGAACUAUGACCCGGAACGAGUUCUCUCAAACGCUACUGAAAUAGAUCGAAACAAAGUGAUAAAAAUCCGUCAUCCUGAACAAUCAAACAGCAGAGAAAGCUUACAAAAGUUGCGCAAAUUUAUCAAAAAUAUUGACAAAUACAUUAAUCGUAGGCUUAAUAUCGUCAACUAAUAACAGAGAGACCGUGCCGUAGAGUAUGUCAUUUUAGACUUAGAGACUACAAAUGAUAAUUCUGCAUAAAUCAAUUGAGUAAAAAAUCAAUUAAAGAUUCGCAUAUUGUCUGCUUAUUUGAUAUUCAAGGUGUAUUAAAUUUGAUAAGUGACAUACUGUAAAUGAGCAGUCAAGGAAAAUGAAGAUGGUGUACUGUGUAUCUGAUGACUUUAUUUUUAUUUUGAAUAUAGAGGCAUUGACCUGCAAAAUUAUACAUAAUAUGGGAAAACUGACAAAAUGAAAGAAAAUACAUUAGCUAUAAGUUACCACAAAUACAUUAUACGUUUCAUAAAAAAUCAAUAACAGUGCGUAAUGUAAAGAAAGCUAACCUUUGAACUUUAAGGACACAUUCAAAGUAUUUUUACUUUAAUUACAAAAAUACACUUUCAUAUUGACAAAGCAAUUAAAAUAAAACCAGAGACUAAACAUUUACACUGAUAAGUAAAACAUAAGUUAAUAUGAAAUUUACAUACCAUAAGAGGCCACAGAUAUCGACUGGAUGGUAUUUUCGGAAACCGGUAUAAUGCUCUAACUUAAUUAGAAUUAUAGGUAUCUUAUUUAUACACCUAGCUUCAAUAUAAUUGGUUAAUAUUAUGAACCAAUGAAAUUACAGAUAGGAAGAACUCAAUUUACUUGCGCAGUAAAACUUUGACUGAUGUAAUUUUCAGAUAAUGUUUAUACUUGUCUACACAAUUUUUUGACAAUCAUUGUAAAUACUUACUUGCUUAGUGUUUUAUUCUUAUAUUGUAAAGUUGCAUACAAUGCUUUUAUGUGUUAUGUGAUGACUAUAGUUAGUGUUAUGUGUUAUGUGAUGACUAUAGUUAGAUCUUAUAAAUAUUUUUAUGAUAAUAAUAUUGAUUAUAAUUGUAUUUAGUAAUUUAGUGUUAUAGUAUGCGGUAGUUACAUGCACGUGCCUUUUAAUGUCAAAGUUAUGUAUCAUUCUGACAUUCUUUAUAUAUUUUUAAUACAGUACAUGUACUUAUUUAUUACUUAUCAUACAUAUUAUGGGAUAAGUUACAAGUUGUCCCAAUUUUUUUCAU
Magallana angulata is the source of this 2443-nucleotide messenger RNA. Its product is annotated as TNF receptor-associated factor family protein DDB_G0272348-like. The coding region runs from base 231 to 1364 and encodes 377 amino acids. The record is from RefSeq and is a predicted model, not a curated record. NCBI's taxonomy places the organism in Eukaryota, Metazoa, Mollusca, Bivalvia, Ostreida, Ostreidae. Gene Ontology annotation, molecular function: zinc ion binding. The transcript is spliced from 4 exons.